AUGAGUGAGCAGAGCGAUGAUGAGGAGUACGGUUCACAGGGGAGUGAGGAAUCCGAGGACAGCGCAGAUCAGGUGCCAAUGGAAACACAGCUAGUUCAACGUACAUUCGACAGCCAACACCGUUCGGUUGUGCGAAUACUCGUCAGAGGUGAUGGAAACAAGAACUCAAUGUGCAGUGGUUGUGUUGCCCACAACAAUGGAGCAGCAUGUUCAGUGCUUACCACCUAUCACAUUUUCAAGCGAUUCAGUCAGGACAAUAUGCAGGUGUCGGUUCUCUUCCAUGGUAUGGAUAAGGAGGUUCCUGCUAAAGUGUUAAUUGCAGAACCCGAUAAGGAUCUUGCUGUUCUUCUUGUCGCUGAGGCUGUGCCCCUCUUUCCUCCUGUCGAGUUCUCCGAUGAGGUCGAUUUAUCUGGGAGAUAUGUUGUUAUGAUGGGAUUCUUUGGCCUUGACUGUCACUCUAUGGUCGUCGAACCAGGCGCAUCAAUUGGCCGUAUAAUGAGUGAACCUUUUAUUUACAAAGGUGUACCCUCCUUCGAGUGCUUCUACGCCAAUCACACGAUAGAGGUUGGCACGUCAGGAGGACCGGUCUUCCUGGAUGAGAAGGUUGUGGGGGUUAAUAUGGAAGCUGACAUUGGGAAGGUCUCUGCUAUCUCCAUGAACACAGUAAAAUGGGUGCUAAAGAGCCGGAUUGCUGGUGACAAUGUUCAGGACCUAACAAUCCCGGCAAUGCUUCAACAAAUUGCAAGCCAAUCCUAG
Triticum turgidum subsp. durum (durum wheat) is the source of this 756-nucleotide messenger RNA. The record is from the annotation of a GenBank genome assembly. NCBI's taxonomy places the organism in Eukaryota, Viridiplantae, Streptophyta, Magnoliopsida, Poales, Poaceae.